GGCCCUCAAGAAGGGUUGAAGGAAGCUGACAGGAUCACAACAUUGCCAGGACAGCCAAAUGCAGUAAAUUUUGAUCAGUAUUCAGGGUAUGUCACAGUUGAUCCUAAAGCUGGUCGAGCUCUCUUUUACUAUUUUGCCGAAUCCCAAAACUCUUCGGCCAAGCCUCUGGUUUUGUGGCUAAAUGGAGGACCUGGAUGCUCCUCAAUUGGAGCUGGAGCAAUGACUGAAUUGGGACCUUUCCGAGUUAAUAAAGAUGGGAGCACCCUCUGGCUUAAUCCAUAUGCCUGGAACACUGUGGCAAACGUACUCUUCUUGGAAUCUCCAGCUGGUGUUGGAUUUUCUUACUCCAACACAUCCUCAGAUUACAUUACCGGAGAUACAAAAACUGCAGCAGAUUCCUAUACAUUUCUAGUCAACUGGCUGGAAAGGUUCCCUGAGUACAAAACCAGAGACUUCUUGAUAACUGGAGAAAGCUAUGCUGGUCAUUACGUGCCUCAGCUUGCUCAACUGAUUCUCCAUAACAAUGAGAUAACGAACCAAACUGUCAUUAACUUGAAAGGAAUUGCUAUUGGGAAUCCAUACGUUGAUAUUGAAACACAAGGCAGUGGGACUUAUGAUUAUUACUGGACCCAUGCUCUGAUAUCUGAUGAAAUUCAUCAGGGUAUAUUUUCCAAUUGCAAUUUUUCUUCAGGAAAUACAUCAGAUGCUUGUCAGACAUACGAGGACCAAGCAGAUUCAGCUAUAGGCAAUAUUGAUUAUUACAAUAUCUAUGCUCCCUUGUGUUCUUCUUCUUCAAAUACUCCUACUACGAUAUCAGAGUUCGAUCCUUGCUCGGAUCAUUAUGUAUACACUUAUCUAAAUACUCCUCAAGUGCAAAAGUCACUUCAUGCUAACACCACUGUCAUCCCAGGACCAUGGGAUCCCUGCAAUGACUACAUACACCUUAAUUGGGAUGACGAACCAGAUACAGUUUUACCUACCAUCAAGGAAUUGACUGAGAGUGGCAUUAGCGUUUGGAUCUAUAGUGGAGACACAGACAGUGUAUGUUCUGUAACAACAACUAAGUUUGCCUUAAACAAACUCGGAUUAUCGGUGAAAACUCCUUGGUAUGCUUGGUACACCCAAGGCGAGGUUGGUGGUUAUGCAGUGGAAUAUGAAAACCUGACCUUUGUGACAGUGAGGGGAGCUGGACAUUUUGUUCCUAGCUAUCAGCCUUCUCGUGCACUCACUUUAUUCUCAUCCUUCUUGGCCGGAAAGCUUCCACCUUCCAACUAG
Molecule: messenger RNA, 1275 nt
Organism: Coffea eugenioides
Lineage: Eukaryota; Viridiplantae; Streptophyta; Magnoliopsida; Gentianales; Rubiaceae
Product: serine carboxypeptidase-like 40
Exons: 8
Coding region: 220-1275 (351 amino acids)
Biological process (GO): proteolysis
Cellular component (GO): vacuole
Molecular function (GO): serine-type carboxypeptidase activity
Source: RefSeq, a predicted model, not a curated record